Messenger RNA from Asparagus officinalis (garden asparagus), 1086 nucleotides. RefSeq lists its product as uncharacterized. Lineage: Eukaryota; Viridiplantae; Streptophyta; Magnoliopsida; Asparagales; Asparagaceae. The coding region runs from base 495 to 851 and encodes 118 amino acids. The record is from RefSeq and is a predicted model, not a curated record. The transcript has 3 exons.
CAUUGCACAAAGUUGACAUCACAUUUAGGAAGUCAGUGGAGAGACCACAAGAGCCUUUUAACCAACAAAUUCCUUACUCUUUUGACUCUAAACCCUUGCAUGAGUCCCAAGUAGUGAUUUGUGGCGAUCAACAUCAUCUUUCUAGUAUCAUGCUCCACUUGAAAUAUCAAAUUAUCUUCUCCACUUCCACUAAUUAAGCAUAGCCCUCAUAUCUUAAUUUCUACAAUCUCAAUAGCAGGACACCUAAUCAACAGCUCACCAUCCUAAAGAUCUCGUUUGGUUUGAUAAACUCUUUAGGAUGCCUUCAACUUACCAUUUAGCCCUUGCAUAAGCUUCGAUCUAUUGGUUCUUGAGAAGGGUAUUAUCGGCAUAUUGAAAUACCUUUGUCCUAAGCCUCAUUAUGAAAGUAGACAAGUGUGUGUUAGGUAGAUGUCCAUUUACGCAAUGACAUGUUUUUUUUCGGACCUUUAUUGACUCUAUUCAGUUUAUGAGAGAUGUGCCAAGAUUUUUAUGCAAGUCCAACACAGGGAGGAGAUUAUAUAAAAGGAGACCUCCAUUGUUUAAAUGAGGAUACAUGCAUAUUGAGCUUGGUAAACAUGGGAAGGUUCUCACUCUAUCAGCUAGUGAUUCUAUUUGCCUUCUUUCACCUAAUUAUUUCCUCCAACGGGUAUCAAAGAAUGUUUCAAGGUACUCUAGACCUUCAAGCUUUCAAUCCUCAGCGCAAUUUCGAAGAGGGAACAAUGGAAGGGAUGUUCAGCGAAAGAAUGAAUAGGGAGAUUGAAAAUGACUAUCCUGGAUCGGGUGCCAAUAAUCGUCACACACCAAAACCGCCUGGAAGAAAAAUGAAGUGAUUUCUAUUAGAAAACGUCGAAGGAGGAAAUACUGUAUUAUCUAACAUAACGUGCUACAAAUUUGCAAAAUAGCAAAGUAGUUAGUUCUAGUGAAAGUUGAACUGAAUGUCAGAUUAUGAUGUAGUGAUGCAACUAUUUAUGCUUCUGUCUGAAAUCCGAAUGUUUUUAAAAUUUCAAGCUUAAGUAUGACUUUUCAGUAUGAAUAUCCAAUAUUGUGGACUUUCUUCUUCAGCCA